Molecule: messenger RNA, 14821 nt
Organism: Pseudoliparis swirei
Lineage: Eukaryota; Metazoa; Chordata; Actinopteri; Perciformes; Liparidae
Product: probable E3 ubiquitin-protein ligase HERC1
Exons: 80
Coding region: 101-14488 (4795 amino acids)
Molecular function (GO): ubiquitin-protein transferase activity; protein binding
Source: RefSeq, a predicted model, not a curated record
CAGCUAUCCUGCAGAAGAAAGACGUGAUCUUGGCCACAUUAUAUUCUCAAGUAUCAAAGCCGGAUGAGUGUGUAGCUCAGUGUCUAGACGAUGCUCAGACAUGGUGCCUUGUCAGACCCAUGUGUUGCUGAAGUGGCAGGACCACUUCAAUAGCUCCUGGGCCGCAGAAGACAGUGUGCAGACGGCCGGGAGGGAUGGAGCCGCCGUGCUCUACAGCAAGCUCCUCCACAACAAGGAGGUGGUGACUCUGGCCCAACCCGUCCAGGAGCUCGUCGGCCCGCGCCUGCCCGACUUCGAGUGCGAGUCCAGCGCCUCCGCGGAGAAGGAAGAGUACCUCUCGUCGCUGCUCCACAGCCAGCGAUGGCUGGCCCACCGGAUGCUGACGCAGACCUCCUACGCCGUGGGCCUCCACCGCCGGCUGGUGGUCCUCCAGAGGAUCUACUACGCGCUCCACAGCAAAUACCACGACCGGUUCCGCGCGCGGCCGCCCUCCCAGUCCGCCCAGUGCGGGACGCUCGGGCUGGCCUCGGAGCCCUUCCCGCUCGGGGGAGCGUCCAAAGUCAAGUCGGGCACGGAUGUUCUGAUCGAGAUGGGCGUGAGGACGGGCUUGAGUCUGCUCUUCUCGCUGCUGCAGCAGAACUGGAGGCACUCGGCCUCCGUGCACCCGGAGUCGGUCCUCUGCAACGACGUGCUCGCCACGGCGUCCUCCGUGCUGACCUCUCUGCCGCCGCUCUCUCUGGCCAACGAGAAUAAGAUCCCGUCGGUCGGGCUGGACUGCCUGGCGCAGGUGUCGGACUUCCUGAAGAAGACGUCCGUGAGCAGCGGGACCGGCGGUGCGGACCCGACCGGCCGGAGGCUGGCGCUGGAGCUGCUGCUCGGCCUGGCCAUGCAGAGAGGCUCUCUGAAGUUUCUGCUGGAGUGGGUGGAGGUAGCCUUGGCUGCUUCUAUGUCCUCAUCCUCCUCCUCCUCUUCCUCCUCACUUAGCUCCCAGAACUCAGCUGGCGUUGGCUUUGAUGUCAUCCAUCAGACCCUCCUCCAAAUGAAGCAGUAUUCGGGUUCCAGAGGGGAUUCCGUCAAUACUCAGGUGCUGAAGAAGGAUGCAGAUGGACUCUGCCGACUCUCCCAGGCUGCACUCUGCCUGUUUGAGGAGAUUUGUAAUCUAGCAUCCUACUGCCUGUGCUCCUGCAGCACGAAUGCAGCGGCUCCGGGUUCAGAGGGGGACACAGUCGUGGUGUAUGUGUGGGGCAGCAACAGCAGCCAUCAGCUGGCAGAGGGGACUCUGGAGAAAAUCCUGCUGCCAAAGCUGACUCAGGGCUUUAGCGAUGCCCAAAUGAUUGAGGCAGGACAGUACUGUACUUUUUCAGUAUCUGCAGACGGUUCAGUGAAAGCAUGUGGAAAAGGCAGCUAUGGCCGUCUGGGCCUGGGCGACUCCAACAACCAGUCCAUGCCCAAGAAACUGGUGCUGGAGCCACAUAGGAACAUGAAGAAGGUGUCCUCCUCCAAAGGCUCUGAUGGUCACACUUUAGCCAUCACUGUAGAGGGAGAGUUGUUCAGCUGGGGUGAUGGAGAGUACGGCAAACUGGGCCAUGGCAACAGUGUGACACAGAAAUACCCCAAAAUCAUACAAGGACCGCUGUUUGGCAAGGUUGUUGUGUGUGUGUCUGCUGGCUACAGACACAGUGCUGCUGUGACGAAUGAUGGAGAGCUUUACACCUGGGGAGAAGGCGACUUUGGCAGACUCGGUCACAGUGACAGCCAGAGUCGGAACGUGCCCACGCUAGUGAAGGACAUCAGCGGUGUCGGGCAGGUGGUCUGUGGCAGCUCCCACACCGUCGCCGUGGCGCAGGAUGGACGCACCGUGUGGUCCUUUGGGGGAGGGGACAACGGUAAACUAGGUCACGGAGACACUAAUCGUGUGUAUUGCCCCAAGAUCAUAGAGGCGCUGCAUGGAUUCAUCAUCAGGAAAGUGUGUGCUGGCAGCCAGUCAACUCUGGCCCUUACCUCUGCAGGACAGGUGUUUGCAUGGGGCUGCGGCUCCUGUCUGGGAUGCGGCUCGUCGGAGACGACCUCUCUGAGACCCAGGUUCAUAGAAGACCUGAGCAUCACCAAGAUCAUUGAUAUCUCAUGUGGAGACAGCCACUGUCUGGCUCUGACGCAUGAGAAUGAAGUGUACGCCUGGGGGAACAACACGAUGGGCCAAUGUGGACAAGGCCACACUUCCACACCAAUUACCAAACCCAAGAAAGUGCUCGGUCUAGAGGGGGUGGCGAUCCAGCAAAUCACCGCCGGCACUUCUCACAGUCUGGCUUGGACCGCAGACCCGACUGACAGGCAACUGGUGGCGUGGCACAGGCCCUUUUGUGUCGACUUGGAAGAGAGUACAUUCGCCUACCUACGCAACUUCCUCGAGAGCUAUUGUGACGGCAUCGGGAAUGACACCCCCCCUGCCCCAUUCUUAUCCAAAAGGGACCACCAUCAGUUUCUUUUGCUGUGCAUGAAGCUGCUUUCCAUCCACUUAUCCUUGGCCCAUGCUGGGGGCACUGGCGCCAUGGUUUUGGGGGCUCAGGGGAGGCCCCUCAGAAACCUGCUCUUCCGCCUCAUAGAUACCAAUAUGCCAGACUCCAUACAACAGGCAGUUCUGAGCACGUUGUCCAUCGGUGCAUCCCUGCUGCUUCCUCCACUGAGGGAAAGAACAGAACUGCUCCUGUCCCUGCUCCCUCAGGGCCCUCAGAGCAUAAAUGUCCCCUCCAAAGGACAGCGCCUGCAGUUAGACAUGGUCCUCAGCAGCCUUCAGGAUCAGAGCCAUGUAUCUUCUCUACUAGGUUACAGCAAUUUUGGGGAGGUGACAUCUCUGGGGCCCCCUCUGACACCGGCGACGUCCGCCCGGCCGCCCUCCUCAUCCAGCUCUGAGGCCUAUAACCCUCUGCACUUAGCAGAGGUGCUGCUCAGAACCCUGCUCCUCAGCAUCGGCUUUUACACGGAGCGGGCGUUUGGGGAAUUGGAGAAAAACAGUGACAAGAAGCUAUCAAAUGAGAGCCAGGGACAGACUGAUCCUCCUUGCCACUUCCACCAGCUGCUGUCUGGACUGCACAAACACCUGCUGGCACAUUGCUAUAUCCAUCCGAGCCCUGAGGAUGACAGCAGUGUAACGCUGCUUCGCGAGCAUCUUUACCUGCUGCUUCCCUGUGCUGCUGAGACACUCAGGAGAGCCACCCAACUGUUGAAGGAGAGUUCCCUGGAUAAACAAAUCAUCAAAAGCUUCACGGUAAGAAUGGUGUUGUACAGCUCAGUGGCUGGCAGCCUGCUGUGCCAGGUCAUGUACUCCUUGCUGCUGCUGCCCCUGGGCACAGUGCAACCCCUCCUGAGCCAUUUACUGGCCCUGUUGGAACAACUGAACGGGUUCAAUCGGUUGCUACCAGAGACGGGACUCCUGGAAGAACAGGAACUGAGAAUGGAGGCUCCGAAAACCUGUUCAGAUGAAAGCGAAGAUAACACAGGCCUUGGACAGCAGCAACAUGAGGAGGAGAGCAAGUGGGUCUGGCUGUUGGAUCUGGAACGGUCUGUGGCGCUGGCAGUCGGCCGUUGCCUCGGCGGUAUGCUGCAAGGCCCGCCGCCCUCACUCCAGGAGAAGACGUCAGAGUUCUGGCUAUCGAAUGUCCUCCUCAGGAACGGGCUUGAGAUGGACUUCGAACAGCUGGACCCGAGCAUGGCGUGGCUCACUGAGGUGGUACUGCUGGGCAGGAGUGAUGCCCGGCUGGCAGAGCUCAGUCUCAAUGAGGAAACCAGGACUUUACUGGAACUGGCAAUGGGAUCCUCCAGAGGACCUGCAAGCGGCCUGUGGCGGAACAUGGAGGACUAUGCUCACAGCAAAGAAUGGGAGAGUGGAGGCUCUGCAGGUGACGGUCUGCUGCAGACGGCGUGCCGCUGCAGUCUGGCUGCUCUCCUGAAACACACUGGACUGCAGAACGAGGCCUGUUGGCAGGACAGAUACGAGCCCUGUGAGAUGCUGUCGAACGUCUAUGAAACGGUUUAUAAAAUCAGAAGCGCACUGUUGGCCAAUAAAAACUCUCCAAGGAUUACUCGGGCGCAGACUGCUGUCAAACAGACCACGCAAACUCCCCAAAGUCCCGAUGCAGACGGGCAAGAGCCAGGAAGCUCAGCGGAGCAGGUGGGAAAGGAUCACGAGCCGCAGUCAGGAGGGCACUGCAGCUUGGAGCUGCUGGUGCCUCCGCCCCCCACCGCCAACCACAACCAGGAAGAGAUCGCGGAGGAGGACGCAUUCGGCGACAGUCAGAUGCACCUGUCAGAAGUCCUAGAAUCAUUUAUGGCCACCCGGGAGGCCAUGCAAGUACAGCAGAACGUGACAGUGUACGAAUCCUUUGGCACUUCCACCCUCCCCAGCAGCAUGGAGAGCCCAGUCAGCCCAGAGAGGGAGCUGGAUCUGAAGCAGCAGUGGGAGAAGCAGAGGGAAUCUGAGGAAAGCGUGGGUUUCCCUGCUGCAUGCCACCUGGUGGUGUCCCGCUGUCUCUUCCUCCUGCUGGGGGUCAGGCCUGCUUUUGUGGAACCCAGCGAAAGGGAGAAUAGUCAGGCUAUGAAUACUGGAGCAAGAAAAUCAACAACAGAAUUCCUAAUGAUGGCUGCUAACGGACAGAAACAGUCUGACCAAUCCAAAAUCUCAUUGGGAUCUUCCAAGAAUAAAAUGGGUUUACCUCUUUGCUCUCUGGGCAUCAUGAAAGACGCUUGGGACCGGCUUCGGCAGUGCAUCAGUCCGACCUCGCCGAUGUCCCACCACGGCAGCAACACGGUGCCUAUUCUGAACCAGGCGUUCCACUUUGUCUGUGGGAGCCUGACCCACUUGUCCUCCUCCUCCUCCUCCUCACCAACACUACCAAGUGGACAGACGUGCGCUCAGGCGGAUCCCAAGGCCAUUUCUUUUGCGAUACUGCAGCAGCAACAGAGGGCUGAGUUGCAUCUGGAGGCCUUCUGUCACAUGUCGUCCUUCCUGUCCAAGAUGGAGGAGGAGAGCACCGGCUUCACCGCCGCCCCUCAGUUUCCUGCCUUGUUGCCGUCUGUGCAGCUUCAGUUCCUCUCUGGAUGUUUUGCUCUGGGAACACAAUUCAUUGCCUCUCACUCUGGAGCUAAUUAUGAGAUGCAGCAUUACAUGUCUGGGACGCAUUCAGCAUCACUGGGUACGCAACGAGAGCUGCAGUCUGCUGCCCACAGCUUCUACCAGCAGGUGGUGCGGGUCCUCAAACAGAGGGUCCUGUUGGAGAGAGAACAUCCAGGUUCCUGCCAGCACCUUCUCCUGGCCACCAUGUUUGCCCUGAACUUCUGCUACCAACCAGUGGACCUGGUGCUGGUCAUCAAAUGUGGAAUCCUGGAAAUCCUUUCCAUGCUGACCAACGACAGCUGUGCGCUGAUGAACCAGGGCUGGUUUGCGGCCUCUAAAUCUGGAACCAUGCUGCUAAGUGGGGCUGUCAGACUAGCUUGUGCCCGCCUGCUUCAAAUAUUGACCGUGUCUGCGAGCUCCUGUGAGGAUUCGCUGCCUCUGGAUGUGUCCCAUGCUCUAAUGGAAGUGCUGUGCGAGCAGCUCCAACACAUCCUGUAUACCUUUCACCAGCAGCAGACCGCAGAGAGAGGAACUGCUGACAGGACAGAUCUGGACUCCUGCAGCAAGAGCACAAAUCCAAUUGGAGGGGAAAGCAGCAAAGUGGUUGAAUCUCAGCUUGCAGAUUUCUUGGUGUUUCUGAGGCGUGUCCUGUCAUUAAGAGUGAUGAAAAGACUUUCUACCUUUGUCAAGUGGAUUGAUCCAAUCAUGGCCAUUAUUUCACAUAAGUGCUCUUCAGGAUCCUCGUGCUUCCAGAACCUCCGCACUAAGCUCUUGGCGUUCCAUGUUUUGGAAAGACUGUUACCUGCCUGUUCUGAACCGGUUCAAAUUCAACAGAUUAUUCAACAACUAUUUCAGCUCUUGUCUGUUUAUAUGUGGAAGGAACCUCUAGCCGAGAAGAACCACGAGGAGACGGCUGAAAAAGAAAAGGGGAAACCUGGCAGCUAUGAUGAAUGUAUUCCUAUUGGAGAUUUUUCCUUUGACCCACACAAGCUGAUCUGCUGUUCUUUGGAGAGCGGGAACAUCCUCUCCCACGGCUCGGGAGGGAAAGGGUACGGCCUGGCAACCACAGCCAUCACAGCCGGCUGUUUCAUCUGGAAGUUCUAUAUUGCCAAAGAGAACAGAGGCAACGAGGCCACAUGCGUCGGUGUUUCACGCUGGCCAGUCAGAGAUCACAACCACCACACCACCACUGACAUGUGGCUGUAUCGGGCCUACAGCGGCAACCUGUACCAUGGAGGGGAACUGGUCCGCACACUUCCCUCGUUUACCCAAGGCGACACAGUCACCUGCAUCCUGGACAUGGAGGCCCACACCAUAUCGUUUGCUAAGAAUGACAAGGAACCAAAGUUGGCAUUUGAAGGUGUGGUUGCCUCUGAAUUGUAUCCUUGUGUGCUGUUCUACAGCAGUAACCCUGGAGAAAAGGUGGCACUGCGUGACCUCAAGAUGCGAGGCAUGCCCAGUCAACUUCUCCCCGGGGAGCCACUCUGCAGCCCUCGGACCACGGUGCUGCUGGAGUCCACAGUGCAGCUCCUCCGUCGGCUCCAUCGGUGUGACCAGUGGGCCUCGCACAUCAACCAGUACAUCCACACCCACCUGGAGCUCAUUGGUCCCCUGCUCAAAGAGGAUGACUUCAAUCCAGGCGUCGGUCCCACACACUCUGAGAGGGAAGAGCAGGAAAGAGACGGAGGCGUCGCUGCAGACGACACCGGGGACUUGUUGGGACGACGUCGGACCCUGUCGGAGACCAAGCUGGCCGCUCUCUGCACCGACGUGUGGCCGGUGCUGGCCCUGAUCGGAGGAGUGGACGGUGGCCUCCGGGCCGGAGGUCUGUGCCUGCACAAGCCCAGUGGACGCAGGGCCAUUCUGCUGGGAGUCCUGAAAGAAGGAAGCUCUCUCGCCAAGCUGCAGUGGGAGGAGGCCGACGUCUCCAUCAGCUCCGUGAAUUCUUGGUCACCCAGCGACACGCCGAUGGUCUCGUUGGAGCCCAGCGACGUGUCCUUCUGCGACGUCACCCCACUCGGAGGCCUCAAACCGACGGUGCUGUUAGACCUGAUUUACUUGAUGGGGCUGCUGGAGGAGCAGGGAUGGCAGGGGGCUCAUCCAGCCUCCAAACGGAAAUCCUCUGAGGAGAACAUUAGAGAAACUGAGAUGGCCGAGACAGACCCCGUCCCAUCUUCUUCCACAACCAAAGAUGCCACAACGCUUGUUGACCAUCAGGAGUUGACCCGUCUACCCGAGCUUCCCCAAACAUGCCAGACCUCCAAAGCGGAUGCCUUUGCACAUGAACUGAGAGCAGUUCGAGUCUCAUACCUCCUCAUUGGAGCUUUGAAAUCCCUGACUGUCAUUUUUAGUUGUGAGAAGCUAUCGGAUUUGCUCCUGGUGCCUAAACCUGACCCUUCCUCCUCAAUGAGUCCCGUUUCCAGCCCGAACCUUGAUCAGGCCAAGGCCGGCAGCAGCCAGUGGGAUGAGAGUGCGGAGCUGAGAUCGGUGCUUCAGUAUGUGGUGCAGAGCAUGGUGAAGUGGGCAGUGAGGCCCUGUCCCAUCAAACAGAGCGUGUCUCUUGUCGACCUGGAAAGGGCUCAGGUCAUGAUCUACAAAGGAGCCCUGAGCAGACUGCAGGACGACAAAGAACACAGAGAAUCUGGCCAGCGCUUGUCCUCUCAGCCCAUUUCCAAGUCCUCCAGCUCCGUGUCCUUGUACAGCGCGGGCUCAGAAGGCACCGCCAUCUUCGGCCAAUCGAACAGAGCCUCUGCCUCGUCCUCCAACGCCGACUUGGCGUCCUCUCUGCCAACGAACCUGCAGACGGAAGGCCUCGAUAACUUCAACCCCGUCUUUCCCAUCAGCCUCCUCCAGCACAUGGUCUUAACUCGGUUCCCCACGCUUACCGGCCUGGUUAGCGCGGCCCCCGCGCUGCACCCUCGCUUCAGCCUGGCCAGCUCUGCUUCUUGUGACGCCUUCACAGAGCAGCAGACUAGCUUCAUGGAACCAGGUCCCUGCAGCACACAGGCCAGGAGCAGCCUGGAACGGACACAAAUGUUUGUCACCAGUCGGUUGCUAGAAAUGGGAUUCUCUAUGACACAUAUCUACUGGGCCAUGGAGGCAGCAGAUGUAGCGGGGGACUUGGACUCUCAAACCAUCGAGGUGUUGGCCAGCUGGAUGCUGGAGCACCCCGUGAUGGACGAGCAGCAGGCAGCUGAGUCUGCGAGACCGGAGGGGGCUCCUGACACGCCGUCGCCAGACGGACCAGAGACGGUCCAAUGUCCCGAGCGCCCCGCCACUCAAAUCAAUGAAAGUCUGUUGCCUGGGCUCGACUGGAUAGAGAGGGAGAAUUUCUUGGACGUCCACCUCACGAGGAACAGGCCUCCUCCAGCGCGGCGGCGGCGCUCAGGCCCGAGUCAGAGGACUUCUUUUCGAAGGGCAGCAAAUGCCAUCUUUUCAGACUUGCCAUCACCCAACCGGCUCCCGCAGCUGUACCAACAGCACACAUCGGUCACUGAUUGGCCAGAGCAGGUGGAGUUUCAUCCCUUCUCUGCUGAGGAGUCUGAGUUGGGCUACAUGGAUGACCCGUACCAUGAAGAAACGUAUGAGGAUCUGCUCACCACGUCAUUCUUCAGCUUGGAAAGAGAUACGCUCCAGAUAGUGGAGGCUGGAGAAGAACACAGUCAGAUGGUGAAGUGUGAGCUGUGCAGCACCCUUACGCUGCAAUUUAACAACCACGUAAAGCGCCGCCACCCAGGCUGCGGUCAGAGUGCUGCACGUAAGGGCUACGACAGCACCGGGGCCUACGUGGACGUCUGGUUCAAAGGGGAGUGUGGCUCCAACUUCCCCUUCUACCUCCUCUGCAGCUCCUGCAGGGAGAAGUAUCUGGCUGCAAACCUGAGCAACACAAGUUCUAAAUAUGAAAGGAUUAAAGGCCUGACAUCCGAUUUGAUCGGCCAAUUGGACAGCACGUCUGAUGAUGAUUGGGAAAUUAGCCACAGAGACGAGUUUGACGCAGACAGGCUGACAGGACUGGAGGACUUUGGGCUUUUGCUGAGACCGCUGGGGCUGACUGAAAACAAGCUGGUGCCGGACCCCAUUGCCUUCACUGAGCCGGAUCCCCUCGGCGCCCUGGUGUACAGCUCGGCCGACCCGACGAGAGCGGCAGCUUCCAAAGGCAAUGCCCUCGUUGAGCAGAAGACGCCCCUGAGCCUCGGACAGCAGGCGGUAUCACUGAGGGACUCUCAUGAUCGACUAAAGGCUUUGAGAAGAGUCACCUCCACAGCCCAGAUUCUGCUCGCAUACAGCAUGGUGAUGAGAGCACUGUCUCAGACUGCCUCCAGUGCAUCAGUGUGCAGCCACUCAAACGGCCUGGAGUCCUUGGGUUUGGCAGAUAUCCAUAUCCUGGUCCGCCUGAUGACUCUGGCUGCAGGGGGCAGGGCUCACGGCAGUGUGGACCAACAGUUGGGCGUGAGGGGGCAUGCGACGGAGCGCAACGGCUCCACCUGCCUCAGCUUUCUUACCUCGGCCAUCGGCAGCGUGGUGUCCCACAGCCCUACGGCUUACAGGCAGCUCGUGAAAAUAUGCACUCGGGACCUGAUGGCGGCGGCUACAGGGGUGAACAUCGGGGCCGCCGGGGCCACCGGUGACCCGCAGCAAAGCAGCCGUCUGACCUCCAGUCAAACGGCCGCAGCCCAGCAGCAGGACUACGAUGAGCAAACUCCGCCUACAUUCCUAGUCACACAGAACCUGGUGUCCCUGCUCACCGAAAAGGGCGUGAAAUGCCACGGCCCGGAUAAGGCCGAACACGAGGCGAACGACGCAGGAAACCAAGGGGUGUCUUCUUCGUCCUCGCCCGCCUCCCCUUUACCCCACCCGGGUGCCCGAGUGGGCCCUCUGGAGCUGGCCAACGCCCUGGCGGCAUGCGUCCUGUCGGCGAGGCUGACCAGUAAACACCGCCAGUGGGCGGCGAAGCAGCUGGUGCAGGCGUUGGCUGCCACGGGAAGGGACGCUCACAACCGCCCCCAGACGUACAGCGACCUGGCUGGAGACCUGCGCAAAAGUUCUCUCAAGAGGCUGGAAGGACAUUACAACAAGGUGACGAGCUGUUCCUGGAACAGUGACCAGAAUUUGCUGGCUACUUGCUCGCAGGACAAGGUGGUGCAGCUGUGGAGCAUCAGCCAGCACAGUGUGGAAUUACACAGCACCUUCUCCUGCAUUACCAGUAAGGUGGAUCGAUCCAGCAGCGAGCGGGCCGGGAGAUGUCCCCACAUGUCUCCCGUGUACUGGAGCACAGGGGGAAACUUUUUGGCUGCCCCAGAUAACAAGCACAUCUCCAUCAUGAACAUCAGGGGAUCGCAUUGUCAUGUGGAGGCUCAGGUGUCCCGGGUCGCAGCCCUCUGCUGGGCUCAAACCUUCAGCUCGGCGGUUCUGGACCCGCCGACGGCCGGUCAGAACCGACCCGCCGAGAGUCUGCUGGUGGCGCGGCUGGACGGCUCUCUCUGCUGGCUGCAGGUCAAUCUGCAGCAGGUAGACCUGCAUGUGAUCAGCACCGAGCUCACCCGCUGCCACAGUAAAGAGGCCCCCCAGUGUGUCGCCUGGCACAGCGAGGACAAGCCUUUUGCAGUGGGCUACCUCAAUGGGAUGAUCCUAUUGGCCACGACUGAGACCCAUGAGAACGAGCAGCCUGCGGUGCUGUCUGUCUUUCAGGACAGUGUGUGUUCUCUAAAGUGGGACCCCACAGGACACUUGCUGCUCUGUUUGGGGAGGUCCGAGGUCGUGAAGAUACUGGGACGCUGUGGGCGGAACUGGGUGACCCUCCACUCCCUCGUUCACUCCAGCACCGUUAACGUCGCCGAAUGGUGCCCACUGGCCGGCAGAGGACCGGAUCCCAGGCUCAUGGCGGCUACAGGUUGUCAGAACGGCUCUGUGCACGUCUGGACUCUGCCGCAGGGCGGGACUUUUGUGUCUUUGCCCAACAUGUUGAACAGCUCCCGGCGCCAAGAUAAAAGCACUGAUGUCAAGCAGCAGAGUGCAAAAAGUGUGUUUGUGCUUCGUGGCCACAUCACAGGAGUGAAGUCGCUCUCCUUUUGCUCCAGUGGACUUGCUCUGGUCUCUGGAGGGAUCGGGGGUCUGCUCAACAUCUGGUCCUUGCAGGAUGGCUCGGUCCUGCAGACUGUUACAGGUCUGGGUUCGGUCAUCCUUACUACCUGGGUACCACAUUUGGGUGUCGCCGCCUGCUUCGGGAGGUCGAAGGAUGUUUUGUUGAUCUGCUGCACCCCUGAAUGGAUCAGUCAAAAUCACGUGCUGGCUUCCUGUCGCACGGUCCUCAGAAGCCAGAACAUCCUGGGUCUAAAUCGAGCGCCUUGUUUGGCCGUCUUACUGGAGAGGCUGCCCUUGUUGCUGCAGGAGCAGUACAGCUACGAGCGGGCCCAUGUGGCGGCCGGGGACCAGCUGGUCCACAGCGCCUUCCUGCAAAGCCUGGCCUCCCUGAGUGUUGGAUUGUCCUUAGAGAAACACCUGUGCCGUUACCCACGCCCUCCACACCACACGGGACCCGACGCCCCCUCCUGCCCGCCAGAGUGGAGCUGGCUCGCCACCUAUGCCACGACUGUCCGCAGCGCCGAGGCGAUCGCCAGCGGGACCGCCUUCCCGGAAUCCUUCAAUCAUUCCGAGUUUCAGGAGUUCGACGCCGUCGAAAUCGGCAAGGCGCUAGAUAAUAGUAAGUGGAGCUUCAGGAUGGACGAACAGCUGAUGUCAUGGGCCACCACCAAACCAGAGGACUGGCAACUAGGGGGCAAGAGUGAGGUCUACUUGUGGGGGAACGGACGUUACGGACAGUUGGCAGGAAUGGGAACCAACCUCAUGACGCCCACCCUUGCACCCUCUCUGUUACAGACCAUACAGGUUGUGUGUGGACAGAACUGUUCCUUCCUGGUCCAGUCCAAUGGGACGGUCCUGGCUGUAGGAGAAGGACAGUAUGGCCGACUGGGUCAGGGGAAUUCUGAUGAUCUAUACGUCCCCACGAUUAUAUCCGCUUUUCAAGGCUAUGUGGUGACGCAGCUGGUGACGUCCUGUGGAUCUGACGGACACUCCAUGGCCCUCACUGAGACGGGGGAGGUGUUCAGUUGGGGGGAUGGAGAUUUUGGAAAACUGGGCCACGGCAACAGCGAAAGGCAGAGGCGGCCGAAACAGAUCGAGGCCUUACAGGGAGAAGAGGUCGUUCAGCUUGCUUGCGGUUUCCGCCACUCAGCCGUGGUAACAGCAGACGGGAAACUGUUCACCUUCGGCAGCGGUGAGUCUGGUCGACUGGGUCAGAGGUCAACUUCCAAUAAGAUACUGCCUGAAAGGGUGGCUGCGCUAGAGGGAUAUCAUGUGGGGCAGGUGUCAUGCGGUCUGAACCACACACUCGUGCUCUCCCUUGAUGGAAUGGUUGUGUGGGCAUUCGGAGAUGGGGAUUAUGGGAAAUUGGGAACUGGUUCUUCGACAGCGAAAUUCUACCCUCAGAAAGUGGAGCAGCUUUGCAACAGGGGGAUCAAGAAGGUCAGUUGCGGGACUCAGUUCUCCGUGGCGUUGGCCAGUUACGGACACGUUUACACAUUUGGACAAGAGCUUCUGAUCGGCCUGCCGGACUCGAUGCUGAGGAACAAGUCCCGCCCCCAGCUGGUGCCGUCUCUGGAGGGGCUGUUCAUAGAGGACGUCGCCGUGGGCUGUGAACACUCGCUCGCCCUGUCCUCCACCGGAGACGUCUACGCCUGGGGCUGCAACAGCGAGGGGCAGCUCGGCCUUGGGCACUCCAACCCGGUGAAAGAGCCCACGCUCGUAACAACCCUCCAGGGGAAAAACGUAAGACAGAUCUCCGCUGGUCGCUGCCACAGUUCAGCCUGGACCACCCCGUCUACCUCGUUGAAAAACUCGGGUGGCUCUGGAAGUUUCCAGCUCGGCCUUCCCCAGUUAGUUCCUCCUCAGUACAACACUCUGAAAGACUGCAGCCCUGAUGUCCUCAGCAUGCGCCUCCAGGUGCUCUACCGCUUCUCUGAUCUCAUGUACAAGUCCUGGAGGCUGCUCAACCUGGACGCCAAGAAUCCGGUGUUCACGUCACGCUAUAGUUCAGGGACGACAGCCAUCAUCCGCGGGGAUCUCAGAGGUCUCCUGUCACCCAAGGUCAACACUCUGCCUCUCGUGCGCUCCAUCGGCAGGACGAUGACCCAGGGAAAAACGUACGGGCCACAGAUCACGGUGAAACGGAUUUCCACAAGGGGGCGUUCCAGCAAGCCCAUCUUCGUGCAGAUCGCCAAACAAGUGGUCAGCCUGAACCCUCUGGAGCUGCGGCUGCCAUCGCGGGCCUGGAAGGUCAAGCUCGUCGGCGAGGGAGCCGACGAUGCCGGAGGGGUGUUCGACGACACCAUAACUGAGAUGUGCCAGGAGCUGCAGUCUGGUGUCGUGGAUCUUCUGAUUCAUACUCCCAACAGCUUUGCAGAUGUGGGCAGUAACACCGACAGGUUCCUGUUGAACCCAGCGGCACUCUCAGAGGACCACUUGGUCCAGCUCCGCUUCCUGGGUAUCCUCAUGGCUGUGGCUAUCCGCACCAAGAAACCUCUGGACCUGCAUCUGGCUCCCUGGGUGUGGAAACAGCUCUGCUCGAUGCCGCUGGGAGAGCCCGACCUGGAGGAGGUGGACCUGCUCACCUACCGCACCCUGCAAGGCAUUCUUCACCUGGACAACAGUGGAAUCACAGAGGACAACUUCCAUGUGAUGAUCCCGCUGGACUCGUUUAUGGCCAACAGUGCAGAUGGAAGGCUGGUACCUGUCGUUCCUGGAGGUCAAAACAUCUCCCUCAACUUCGCCAACCGUACAGAAUACGUUGAGAGAGCUCUGGACUACCGGCUCCACGAAAUGGAUUCACAGGUGGCAGCGGUCCGAGAGGGCAUGUCCAACAUCAUCCCGGUGCCCCUCCUCUCCCUGCUGACGGCCCAGCAGCUGGAGCAGCUGGUCUGCGGCCUGCCGGAGGUCUCCGUGGAGAUGCUGAAGAAGCUGGUGCGUUACCGUGACAUCGCCGAGAGCCACCAGCUCAUCGGCUGGUUCUGGCAGAGCUUGGAGGAGUUCACCAACGAGGAGAGGGUGCUUUUCCUCCGCUUCGUCUCCGGCCGGUCCAGGUUGCCUUCCAACCCGGCGGAUAUCACGCACAAGUUCCAGAUCAUCAAGGUCGACAGGCCCAUCAACGGCCUCCCGACUGCGCAGACGUGCUUCUUCCUGUUCCGCCUGCCCCCGUACACGAGCCAGGCCGUCCUCGCCGAGCGUCUGCGUUACUCCAUCCACAACUGCCCCUCCAUCGACAUGGACAACUACAUGCUGACCCACAACACCGAGCCGGUGGACAGCUCCGACCCGGAGGACUGAUGGCGACGAACGGAUCUUCUCCCACGCCGCGCACAUUAUGCACUGAUUUCUAUUCGCCAAACCUGUAAGGUAGUGUGCUGUAUUGUUUAUAUGUUGGUUGACAUUAAAGAUACGUGUAGUUUUGGUUUUCCAAAUGUGCAAGGUGGUGUAAUUAACGCAGUGCUUACUCUGAAUCGGCACGACAGGGAUAGAGAACAAGAUUUUAAAAAUAUAUAGGCGAAUAAAGCCCCAAAAAGAGUUAAUGUGCCUGUUUGUUUGAAAAUAUGUAAUAAUUUAAUAACCCGUCCCACACAGAUAAUAUUAUUGUAAAAUAAAAGGGUGUUUAAAUAAGUA